This is a messenger RNA of Scylla paramamosain (green mud crab), 5906 nucleotides long. Its product is annotated as transmembrane protein 62-like. The transcript has 14 exons. Gene Ontology annotation, molecular function: hydrolase activity. NCBI's taxonomy places the organism in Eukaryota, Metazoa, Arthropoda, Malacostraca, Decapoda, Portunidae. Bases 160 to 2091 code for a protein of 643 amino acids. The record is from RefSeq and is a predicted model, not a curated record.
ACGCAGAACAGGUCACAAGAAGAAGAAGAACAGGCUGGAGUGGCCGGAGAGAUGAUAGAUCUAAGGAUAAGGAUGGAGGGAUGAGGAUGCUAUACCACUGACACUCUUCUCAUGAUGUUUGAUAGACGUAAAUAUAACACACACGUCUGAGCAGCACAGAUGGCCAGGCUGUGGAUGCGAGCCAUAACACCUCGUGGGCGAAGGGUGUACCUGGCAGCAGCGACGGCCCUGUGCCUGGCCUCUGCAACACUCCUGGUGCUGCGGUCCUGGGCUGCCCACCUGUCCCUCCCAAUCCUGGACUUGACGGAGGAGCAGUACCAGGCAAACAACCACUACCUGGAGUCUAGUUACCUGCGCUACUCCAAGCAGGAGUGGGAGCAGCGCAUUGAGAAGGAGAGUGCCAAGAAGAUCACCUGGCUAGUUCAGGUGUCAGAUCUCCACCUCCGGACUGGUGCCGCUGAAGAGGUACAAUACUUCCAGGAGUUUGUGGAUGAUGUGAUUAUGCUGCUGAGGCCUCCUGCUGUGCUGGUGACAGGUGACUUGACCAACAGCAAAACCUUUGGAGUAAAGCUUGCACAGCUGCCGCAGGAAUGGAAUUUGUACCAGCGCUCAGUGAAGGACCGCCUGACACUGCACAACACCACGCACUGGCUUGACCUUCCAGGGAAUCAUGACAACUUUGAUGAGGUGCAGCACGCCCACUUCAAGGCCCACGCAAUACAGUCACACCUUGGGAACCCCAAACACAGGCUUGGCACAACGGUCCCUGGCAGCGAUGGACACAACGUCACCCUGCUGCCCAUCGAUGCCUCACUCAUGCCAGGCAUCAGGGCUUUCAACUUCCUGGGCUACCUCUCAGAGCAGGAGUACUCCAGGAUCCAGGAGGCUGCUAUUAAGGCACGUGCAAAGGGUGAGGUGGUGGUGUUUUAUGGUCACUACCCAAGUAACACCAUUGUGUCACCUCGGGAUGUGAAGAAGCUCCUCUCCCUUGGUGUGGCUUACCUGUGUGGCCACUUACACACUGCCUUUGGCUUCCUGGACCCCAUGUGGACCAGGCACUCCUCCGGCCUGCUGGAGGUGGAGCUGGCAGACUGGUAUCGGAACCACAGGUUCCGCAUCUUGUCUGUGGACAAUGACCGCGUAAACUGGGUGGACGUGACUCACCCCUCCUGGCCGGUGGUGAUGGUGGCCCGGGUGCAGCGCUACACCAUGGGCCAUGGUGCCUUCAGAUACAUGUUGAGGCUGCUGGUGUUCAGUAAUGAAGAGGUGCUGUCUGUGUCGGUGCGAGUGGAUGACAACCUGGGCCACUGGAUCAUGUGUCAGCACCGGUCAGGGCCACUCUACACCGCCAGUGUGGACAUCCAGCUGGAGGCGUGGGACCCACAGAUCUCUGAAAAGGACUUUGUCAAAACUCUGCAGGUGUUGGUGGGUAACACAUCUGGCAGCAAGUCUCUCCUGAGGAUGGGGAUGGAUGGCACUGGAUUUGAGCGCCCACAGCCGUCCCUCCUGGCCACUUCCCUCCUCUCCGUAAACUUUCAUGACAUGUUCCUGUUUAUGUACGUGAUGGGCAUUGGCUCGUGCUGUCUGCUGCUGUUCUGCUGCUGCCUCCUCCUGGUGAUGGUGAGGAAACAAGUGAGGUGUGUUCAGAUGCUGCCCAAGAAGGUGAUCAACAUUGCCUCCAGUCUGAGCCACAGGCAGCUUGUGUUCACCCUCCUCCUGGUCUUCCUCCUCUACCCCAGCAUAGGUCCCUGGUACAUCGGGCCGCUAGCCAGGGAAGAGUUUGGUGCAGUCUUCAUGUGGGGAAUUUUCGUGGAGUCCUCAACACUUCCUGGCCAACUCACGUACCCUGAUGCAUUCUUCCUGUGGCUUACAUUGCAACUUCCCGUCUUUGCCAUCAUCUUCCUGAAAAAAAUGCUGAGCUACGAGUCAGCCCGGCACCGGUGUGGCAAGUGGCUGGCGGUGGGGAUGGCUGUCACCUUGGGAGGACAGGUGCCUGGGAUACUGGCCUGGCUCAUCCUCGACUCCAUCCUCCUGAACGGCCCACUGCGACUCUUCCUCUCACUGCUUGCCAUUGUCCUCUGGAGGCUCUGAAAGGGAUAUGUCCAGGGAGUGAGAAAAAGUGAGGAUCUCAAGAAGAGUAAAGGAUAAUUGUAACUAAGAACAUAGAUGAGACAGAAUAGUGAAGAAAUGUGGUGAAAGAGGAGUAGCAGAAAUUAGGUGCUUGUGAUAAGAAGGAAAUAAUAAUAAGUGAAGAAGAAUAGGAAGCGAUGUUGAUCUGUGGAGGAGAAAAGGGAGGCGAGAGAAGAUUUGAAGGUAAUAAAAACACAAAGAUUGAAAUUAUUACAUGAAGAUAAAAAGAUAAAAAAUGAAAUGAUAGAAUGACAGAAAUUAAAUUAGUAAUUAGAGAAGAAGAAUUAUUAGAAUGAUAAAUUGGAAAGGAAUAGAGGAGUUAAGGUAGAUUUAGAAAGAAAAUUGGAGGAAUGAGAUAGAAAAGAGGCUGUAGGUGAUGGGAAGACAGAGGAGGAGGAGGGAAACAAAAUUUAGCACAACGAAUACUGAACAAGAAGUGUGGCAGAGGAGGAAGUAUGAAGAGAGGAAGGUACUGUGGGAAUCAACACAAGAAUGAAGAGGAGACAAAGAAAAGGACUUGAAAGAAAAAAGUUAUCCAGGGCCGUUUCCAGCCAUAAUGGGGGAUCUUGGCAGUUUAUUUGAUUGAUUUAUUUACUUAUUUAUUUUUUACUUGAUGUUCCACAUGUGUUUUUGUGCCAUCCAUAACAACAGUGAUGACUAAAUUCAAUUCCAUACCUUUCUCUGGUCAGCGUGCUGUAGCUAUUAUUGUGUUGGUGGGAGGGAGGCACAGAAUUUAUAAGGAUCUCACACCAUGGGCAUUGCUGACAUGCAUUACUAAUCAGGUCUCAUAGGUGAUGUCCAAGGUGUUUCUCUUCCCUCAGAUCACCAUGGAAUUUAUUUUAAGUGCUAUAUUUAGUUCUGUUUUGGGAUUUUGAGGUAGACACAUAUUAUAAACCUCCCUCAUCUGUGCUGCCAGUUAGAAGUUGAGGAAAUUCCAUUCACUUCCACUGUUUUUUUGUAUUUUCUCUCAAUCUGAAGUCCUCUGAUAUGCUGAUGAUCUUACAGAAUCUGAUAAAUGAAUGUACUUGGCAAAUCAAGCUUUAAGAGUGUGAAAGAACAUUAAAUACAGAGGAACAGAGUGCAACAUGUUACUUGACUGAUAGUGACAUUACCUCUUUGGCAUGGUCUGUUACUGACACUCUUGAUAAUAAGGUCAAGAAAAAACUAUACCGUUCAUAUGACUAAGGGUUUCCUGUUAGCCACUGGGUCCUCAGUAACUGCUUGGCCUCAUAUGUCAGGAAACGGUCUUGAUGUUUUGGGAGUGUGAAUAUGAAUAUGGUCGUCAUGCAGCAGCAGAGAAAAAAAACAACAUACUCUUCAUUUUUUCUUAGGAUUUAUAGACAUCCUAACCAAGUGCAUUCUUUUUACCUGGGUGUUACAUGUGUGUGAACCUUGAUGUCUUGUUUUGGUGCCUAUUUUUGUAGAGGUUUGAUCAACUAAUGCAAGCAAUUUGUAUCAAUGCAUUAAGUGAUCUGAUGUGUAUAUAAUUUGCUGUUCAGUCUGUUUUGUCUUUGUUGAUUUGCAUGAAAGGAUUUGUAAAGUGUAGUGAUGUAUGUUUGCAUUGUGAUGUGUGUUUGCAAGAUCUCUAUUAAUAAGGGCCUUUGGUGUUUUGUCUUGUGUGUGUGUGUGUGUGUGUGUGUGUGUGUGUGUGUGUGUGUGUGUGUGUGUGUGUGUGUGUGUGUGUGUGUGUGUGUCCAGUUGGUCAUGAUCUACUCCUAGACUUAUGAUCACAAGGUGUCUGUCAUUAUCUAACUGCAUCUUGGUGAUGAUCUGCAACAACAUGGUCUCAUUUUCUAUGUUAUUUGUCUGAGUCUGUUAACAUUUAAGGUUUGUGUUAGAGAGACAGAGAGGAGAAGCUUUACUGUGUGCUGAGCUAUGCAACUGUACAGGGACUGUAAAUAUUGUACUUAUUGGCUGAAUAUUUAUGAAGUGUAUGAGUGAGUAGAUGACAACCCAGAAUUAUGUGAGCACUCCAAACAAAGCACUCCAUCAGCUGUAUUUAACAAUUAUGUGUCUCUUCAGGUAUGGGGUCACUGAGAACCUAGAUGUAUUCAGAUCUCAGUUAGCUGUACUUGUGGGUAUUGGUGGCCCGUGGUUGUGAUGGAUUGUGUACCACUUGUCUCAACUACUAACAGCAGCCCAUCUUCUAAGUAAGUGAUAUGUUAUUGUUAAUCCUAUUUCUUUGUUUCAGAAUUUGUUUUUUCAUUGAACAUGGGCUGCUGACUUACCUUUUUUUCUAGUCACUAUAAUUGUCUUCUGGAAAGCAUUUAGUCAAUGUUUAUUUUCUUUCUUCUGUAAUGUGUCUAAUCCCUCUGGCAACACCCUCUAAGGGCAUGACCAGCAAGUGGAUUUAGAUUUGGACAUAGAGAACUUGACUCCUUAAGGGACUCCCAUGUCUAUUUGGUGAGGUUAUGUGCAAAAUGGAAACAAAAUUGUGUUUAGCUGGCAUCCCUUGAGGACACAGGAAUGUUAGCUUCAAGCAGCACCUGUCUCCUCCACCUUCUUUACCCAGCUCAAUACCUCUUGUCAUUGUCAGUCCUUAGUUAGUCCCAUACUCCUUAUAUCCUCAGAAAUCUCAUUACUCUCCUACUUACCCUUUACAUUACUGAUGAUUAUCUUAAUACCAUUCCUUGAUAUUGUUAGGAUGGAUGUCAGGUGAUUGUAUCAGCAGCCAUACAUAUACUGUAUCAGCUGUUUAAGCACUGGCAGAGUUAUUGGCAUGCUAUUUUCCUCAGUUAAAAACUAUGUUUAAUGAAUAGUUCUAAAUGAUAUUUACAGAAUUUUACUGGUAUAGUCUUGACUCAGCUCAGCCUACUCAUGGUAAUAUACAUAAUAUUACAGUUUUAAGAGUCAGUAUAAAGACUUUCAGUAGCACAUUGAGUGUCAGCCUGUAUUCAUCAUGCAGUGAUCAGUGUCUCCUUACGUAGGAAACUUUGACAUCAGUAGACAUGUAGACCGAAAACCUCAGCCUGUCACAGGGCUUACAAGGUCUUCCAAGUGAAUGUAAUUUGCAUGAAUAAGUUAAAGGUAGAGGUAACAACACAUGUUUGUAUGCUGAAAAGGGAAUCCAGUUAUGGUUUGGCUGAAAGAGUUUUGUGGCACUAGACUUUAUCAAACAAAGCAGGGAUUCCCAGCCCUUGUCUCUUCAGAGAAACCCAGAGCCACAUCCAGAGCUUGUAAUUAAUGGAGGGGCCCAGUACAUUUUAAGUUGUGAUUUGUUGAAUACGAAUUUCAUUGAGUAGAGAAUUUGCGAUCAACAAUGUCAUCCAUUUAUGUGCCAGAAGGAUGACAUGAGCUCCCUGUGUACUGAAUGGGCCCUGCUGGUGGCUGCUGGGUGUGUCCUGGGGAGUGUAUACUGUAAUGACAAGUGGCAUGGAAAUAAGUGCUUUCUGACAAGGACACUAGUGAUCUGCCUGAACACCUUGCUUUCUGGUACCGGCCAUCACUGUGUGCAAGUAGCAGGGCAGACAUUAGUGGUGUAAGUGACAUCCCAACAUCCUACACCAAAGAAUGAUAACAGAGGUUACCAGGAUCAUUAGAGGGAGAAUCUGCCCUUGUGUCUUAUGUAUAAUAAAUAGGUAUGAAGAGGAGUGGUGGUGAGGCAUACAAACCAAGAAUGACAGACAGACAAGUAGUAGAUAGUCUUUACACCUUGAUACAGAUAACAGUGUAUUAGUGCAGUCUUGUGUAUUAUCCACUUGUAGUGAGUUGUAAUGAAUCUCUUGGCUGCAUUUAGCAUAAUGUCCCUCAACUUGAAAUAAAAAAGCAGUGCGAUA